This is a messenger RNA of Sclerotinia borealis F-4128, 930 nucleotides long. The record is from the annotation of a GenBank genome assembly. Lineage: Eukaryota; Fungi; Ascomycota; Leotiomycetes; Helotiales; Sclerotiniaceae.
AUGUAUUCAACCGGCACAACCUCAAAUGGCAAAAUCUUUGCUAAAGAUAAGAAAUUCUGGAACAACUACCUCAAAGGCAGACCCCGUGCUCCUGAUGUCUUCUUCGAUCGUAUAUUCAAAUAUCACAAAGCACAAGGUGGUGAAUUCGGGACAGCUCACGAUGUGGGUGCUGGAAAUGCCCCUUACGCCAACAAAUUACGGUUCAAAUUUUCUCACGUUAUCGUCUCGGAUAUUGUUGCUGAGAACAUUGAACUCGCUCAAGAUCGCCUCGGAACUGAUGAAUACAGUUACCGAGUAGCAAAAGUGGAGAAAGCUGAAGAUAUACCAGCAGGCAGCGUGGAUUUAGUCUUUGCAACGAAUGUGAUGCAUUUCGUGGACCAGAAGAAAGCUAUGGGUGCUAUUUCGAAGCAGCUGAAGUCUGGCGGAACCUUCAUCUGCAGUGUAUUUGGACCUGCUCGCUUCGAAAAUCCCGCACUACAAAAUCUAUGGGCACGUAUCAGUCAUGAGGGAGGUCGUGUGCUUUUAAAAAAUGCAGAUCAACCUGAUCAGACCAUCAGUAUCAUGGCAAGAACUCAGGGCAGCUACAACGUAGCGCCUCUAGACCCCGAGCUCUUUCAACUAGGUGCGACGCGUGUGCACUUGAACAUGAGUAAAGGCGGAAUUAUUGAGCUCUUGCCUCCAGAAGAGGCCUACAGAAACAAGGAGCCCAAUUACACAGGGCUAGAUGAUGUCGAAACAUUUGAAGACGAGGAGGGAUGGGAUUUUGAAACAGACUUGGAAGGCGUUAGAGAGCAUAUUGGCUCGUUUCCAUUCAUCGAAGCAGAUCCUGCAGCCUUUACAAAUCUGUUCAAGGAACUAGAGGAGCUCGUCGGAGACAAGAAAGUUCAAGGAUAUUGGCCGGCGAAAGUCAUUUUAGCCACUAGGCUUUAG